UCCAGCGCGUUCAUGAAGUGAAAACAUUGCUCCUUUCCUUUGGAUAGCGUUUAGCUUCUGCAUGCGGUGUUUCAUAAUGAGCAGGUUACGUUCAGCAGCAGUUAAAGACAAAAAAGGCCGAAUGGAGACGGUGGAAACAACUCUCCAAACCCGGAAGAAGUCAAAAACACCAAUGAAAGAAGAACCAACCACAACUUCAUUCCCACCAUCUUCAUACCACACAUUUUCUGAUCCUGCUGUAGUUGUGUUUCUGCGCUCUCAUCUCCUGCGCUGGUAUGACAAAGACAAGAGAGAGCUGCCAUGGAGGACUCUGGCUUUGACAGAAUCAGACAUCAACAUAAGGACAUAUGCAGUAUGGGUUUCAGAAAUAAUGCUGCAGCAGACUCAAGUUACCACAGUGAAAGACUACUAUACCAGAUGGAUGAAGAGGUGGCCAACGGUGCAGGAUCUUGCAGCUGCUACAAUAGAGGAGGUAAACCAGAUGUGGGCAGGCCUCGGUUACUAUUCACGUGGAAGAAGGCUGCAUGAAGGAGCGCAGAAGGUGAUCUUGGAGCUGAAGGGACAGAUGCCUCAGACUGUGGACGACUUGCUGAAACAGUUGCCUGGUGUGGGACGCUACACGGCGGCCGCGAUUGGAUCUAUUGCUCUGGGCCAGGUAACCGGCGCCGUGGAUGGGAAUGUGAUUCGUGUUCUGUGUCGCCUAAGGGCCAUUGGGGCCGAUUGCACGAGUCCUGCAGUAACGGAGGCUCUUUGGCAUCUUGCCAAUUUGCUGGUGGAUCCAGAAAGACCUGGAGAUUUCAACCAGGCCAUGAUGGAGCUUGGAGCACGAGUCUGCACCCCCAAAGGCCCGCUGUGCAGCCAGUGUCCCGUCCAGUCUCACUGCCGCUCAUAUCGCCGGGUUCAUGUCAAACAGGAGCAAAAUGCUAAGAAGCUUUUAGGAAAGCUGGACAUGCCUGAUAUUGAGGACUGCAUGAACAGUGGCACUUGUUCCUUGUGUCCCUCUGAGCCAUGGGACUAUCAGCUGGGUGUUCAGAACUUCCCAAGGAAGCCGGCCAAGAAAGCUCCUCGGGUGGAACGGACACUAACGUGCGUGGUGACGAGGCCAGGAGAAGCAGGUGGUGAGGAGUACCUGCUUGUGCAAAGACCAAACAAAGGUUUGCUAGCAGGUUUAUGGGAGUUUCCAAGUCUUCUGCUGCAGGAGGACAAUGAGGUGAAACAGAAGAGGGCGCUUUGUGAAGAAGUCAACAGAAUACUGAGGAGCCGUUUGAAUGAACAUCUUCUCCAGUAUGUAGGAGAGGUGGUGCACAUCUUCUCCCACAUUCACCAGACCUAUGUGGUUUAUAGCAUGUGCUUAAAGGACAGGGAUGUUACACAGCAGAUGCCAAAUGAAAAGCAACAAUGGCUUACGAGACCUGGCCUGCAGGAAGCAGCUGUGUCCACCGGGCUGAAGAAGAUUGUGAAGCUCUUUGAUACUGCAGACAGUUCAAAGAAAGAAACCUCAAAGGAUGGAAGAAGACGAAAGCCUGAAGGACUAAAACAUGACAGGUCACAGAAAACAAAAAAAAGUAGACUGACUGCAGCUGAUGGUGGAGGCAGACAGCUUUCACUGAGUUCCUUCUUCAAGACAGUGAAAGAGGAAAGUAGUUAGUUCCUAAAGUUAUCCACGUUGACUUUAAAUAUGCAUGUUUUUUUCAUUCUGAAUCUCCUUUCCUGUAUCUUUACUGUAUUAAAUGAAAGCCCAGACAGAGGUCAGGUUUUUAAGCUUUUAUUAUACCAUCUGUUAAAUGCACAUUUAUAAAGGAACUGAUGUAUGCCAUUUAGAUGUUUUCAUUAAACAUUUCUACUCUCUUUUUACACACUAACACAGACCAUGUUAUGUAAUUUACAAUUUUUUAGCUAUGUAUAAGAUAAUC
Molecule: messenger RNA, 1913 nt
Organism: Poeciliopsis prolifica (blackstripe livebearer)
Lineage: Eukaryota; Metazoa; Chordata; Actinopteri; Cyprinodontiformes; Poeciliidae
Gene: mutyh
Product: mutY DNA glycosylase
Exons: 15
Coding region: 62-1648 (528 amino acids)
Biological process (GO): mismatch repair; base-excision repair
Cellular component (GO): nucleus
Molecular function (GO): adenine/guanine mispair binding; oxidized purine DNA binding; purine-specific mismatch base pair DNA N-glycosylase activity
Source: RefSeq, a predicted model, not a curated record